AUGCCGAAAACAGGUACCAUAUCAUGCGUUUUACGAGUGUGUGUCGAGUGUCUUCUAUAUCUCCAUGUGAACGCUAAGGAUAUCAACAACGUGGAACGUCGUAUUGCUUGUUCUGCCAGUUCAGCUACUGCUCCUAACGAUUGUAACUCUCCUCUUGCCAAUCAAGCGGAAACCCUCGUUGAUUAG
This is a messenger RNA of Plasmopara halstedii, 186 nucleotides long. RefSeq lists its product as uncharacterized. The transcript has 2 exons. The record is from RefSeq and is a predicted model, not a curated record. Lineage: Eukaryota; Oomycota; Peronosporomycetes; Peronosporales; Peronosporaceae. The coding region runs from base 1 to 186 and encodes 61 amino acids.